Messenger RNA from Ceratina calcarata, 1031 nucleotides. RefSeq names its product prefoldin subunit mgr (gene mgr). Lineage: Eukaryota; Metazoa; Arthropoda; Insecta; Hymenoptera; Apidae. Gene Ontology annotation, molecular function: tubulin binding. The transcript has 2 exons. The record is from RefSeq and is a predicted model, not a curated record. Bases 172 to 738 code for a protein of 188 amino acids. Gene Ontology annotation, cellular component: cytoplasm; prefoldin complex. Gene Ontology annotation, biological process: microtubule-based process; protein folding; tubulin complex assembly.
AGUAUUAUUAACUUUUGUUUUUAAACGAACAGUAAUUUCAAAUUUGCAUGCUCAAUAUUAUGAAAUCGUAUAUUCGUCUAAUUUAUAAUGAAAUUAAAAAUUCGUAAUAAUACGCGCGAAAGGAACAUGUAAACCAGUCGUGUCAUAUGCCAAUUUGUAUCGUGAUUCAAGAUGGAAGACGGUGAAAAUAAAGCAGACGUUGAGCUGGAUAAAGAGAAGAAGUCAUAUGCUGGAAUACCGGAGGCUGAAUUUGUAGAUGAUGUUGAUGCUUUUAUGGCAAGACCUGAAAAUGAGUCUGCAGACAAGGUGCUCCAGACGUUGGAUGAGAACAAUAGCAAAUAUAAAUUCAUGGAAUACAACCUGUUCAGUAAACGUAGACGUUUGAAAGAACAAAUCCCAGAUCUAGAAAGAGCUCUAGAAAUGGUUAAGAAAUUGAAGAAGGACAACAGCCAAGAACUAGAAACUCAUUUUCUCUUAUCCGAGCAAGUUUUUGCAAAGGCUAUUAUUCCACCUACAGAUAAAGUGUGCUUGUGGCUAGGAGCUAAUGUUAUGUUAGAAUAUGAUUUGGAUGAAGCUCACAAAAUGUUAACAGAGAACAUUGAAGCAGCAAAAAAGAAGCUGAGUUAUGUAGAGCAUGAUUUAGACUUUGUAAAAGAUCAGUUUACUACAACAGAGGUCAAUAUGGCACGUAUUUAUAAUUGGGAAGUAAAACGCAGGCAUGCUGCUAAAUCAACAUGAAGGCUGUUUUUUAAUUAAUUAUUCAAUUUUGCACGCAAUAAAUGCCUAAAACCCAAUGGGUAAUUAUAAAAAUGAAAUAAAGUAAUGAGUAAAUCGAAAAAUGCAAUUGUUCAUUCUACAACUUUUUAAUGUCUCGUUUUCAGGUUUAUGUUAUAAAAAAAGCCUGAGAGUAAAAAGUACUGUCAAACGUCAUGAUUCAGACAAAAUAAGAAAUCUAAAUAACAUUUAGGGUGUAAGCUACAUACACCAAUAUUUAUGUAUAUUGCCACAAAUACAUCUGCAUUCUAAGUUAA